UUAAAAUUUCAAAUUCAAAUUGGGUUAGUAUCAUUGAAGAAAUUAAGCCUGUAAUGUCUUAUGAUGAUGAUGAUGAGGAUGAUGAUUUUAAGAAGGACACUGAUAAAGAAGAAGCAGAAUAUGCAGAUGAGAAGCUUAAUUCACCUGUAACUAGUGGAGAUGAUGAAGAUUAUGAAACGAUACCUAUUCUUGUACCUGAUUAUCCUGAGGAGCUUAUGGAUGAUGAUGAUGACAUAAAUUACAAUUGGAAGCAAUCAUUUACCUCAGUCAUGAUGGAAUUUGCAAAGAAGUCACACCCUCCAGAAAGGAUUGGACCACAAACUGUAUCAGAUUUAUUUGAUGAUCUGAAGUCUCAAGAGGUGAAAUUUGUCAAGACAGCUAGAAAUCCAAAAUCUAGCAGCUUUUAUGAUAAAAAAACCUUUCACAGCAAGAAUAUAACACAACCACAGAGUAUUUGGCCUUUACAAAAUGAUGUAGUUUCACAAUUAAUAUUUCUGUACCUCGAAGAAAUAAGUUCUUUGCACUGUGAGGAUGUCACCAAAAGGAAGGCAUUAGCAGUUAAUUUAUUAUGGCCAGAGGCGAUGGUGAUGGUCUUAGCAUUUCAAAGAGGCAUGUCACAUGAAGAUGCUAAUAUAUUCUACAGAAAAGAACUUAUGAUAUUAUGAAUUAUAUAAUAAAUGAGAAAUCUCUACUCCAAUAGUUAAGUUUGUAUAAUAAAAAUAUAAUAAAGCCUAUACUCAUACAGGCCUUCUGCAUAUGCUUAGAAUGUAGUUUUAAAAUUGUCCGGGCUUGCAAUGCGGAAAAUGAACUUGUAUAGAGCUGUG
This is a messenger RNA of Amphimedon queenslandica, 824 nucleotides long. RefSeq lists its product as uncharacterized. Lineage: Eukaryota; Metazoa; Porifera; Demospongiae; Haplosclerida; Niphatidae. The record is from RefSeq and is a predicted model, not a curated record. The coding region runs from base 54 to 665 and encodes 203 amino acids. The transcript is spliced from 7 exons.